Molecule: messenger RNA, 6749 nt
Organism: Oreochromis aureus
Lineage: Eukaryota; Metazoa; Chordata; Actinopteri; Cichliformes; Cichlidae
Product: coiled-coil domain-containing protein 136-like
Exons: 10
Coding region: 380-1642 (420 amino acids)
Biological process (GO): single fertilization; acrosome assembly
Cellular component (GO): acrosomal membrane
Source: RefSeq, a predicted model, not a curated record
CAUCAUGUUUGUGUAAAAUGUCUUUCAUGUAAUUAUCAGCUGUAAGAAUGACUUCUUCCUCUGGAUGGCGCCGCCCUACAACUGCAGCAUGUAGUGACGUCACUCUGCAUCACGCUGAGAGAGCAGCUGAGGAGGAAAUAUAGGACAACAGGAGGAGGAAGAGGAGGAGGAGGUCUGCAGCAAAGCCUGAAACCACAGAGAGCGGUUCAGAGACGAGCAGAUCUGCAUCAGCUCCACAAGGAUGAAGGGGCUGCAGCGGCUCUCUCUACCCGGAGCGUGAGGACCCUUCCUGGGCUCCAUCUGCCUCAUUUUCUCCCCUCCCCACCCCUCUGGAGCUCUGACCCCCCAUCUCUAUAGCUUCCCAUCCAUCAGAGGAAACAUGGAUGCCUUCCGGCUGCCGCCUGUCAUCGAGGAGGUCCUCGACCCAACCGAUGAGCUCUGUGAGCUGAAGGAGGAGAAGCCCAUCAUGCUGGGAGAUACCCUCACAGCCAAAGAGAGGGAGUCCCUUGAGGAGAAGGAGGAGACAGGGGGUGAAGGAGAGAAGGGGCAGGAGGAGGAGGAGAAGGAGGUGAAGGAGGAGAAGUCUGAGGAUGAGGAGGAAGGCGACGAUAAAGGUCAAGAAGAGGAACUGGAGGAGCUGAAGGCUCAGGUGUUGCAGCUGCUGCUGGAGCUGGAGGAAACACGAGAGGUGUCUCAGAGACAUGAGGAGAGCUUCAUGGAGCUGCAAGGUCUGUUAGAGGAGGAGCGGCUGGCCAGCGCCCACCAGGCCGAGAGCUUCACCCGGCAGAUCCAAAGGCUGCAAGCCCAGCUGCGUUCAGUUCAGGAGGAGAUGGACAGUCUGGAGGAGGAGAAGGAAAGUGAGCUGGAGGAGGUGCAGCAGGAGCUACGCUCAGCCCAAGAGGAGGUGCUAAUGCUGCAGCAGGCAGCCGAGGAGGCAGCAGCAGAGAGAGAGAAUGAUAUUGCCUCCCUUCAGGAAGAGCUAUGCCGUCUGAGGGCAGAGCUACAGCGUCUGCAUGCCACAACAGCUGAGUACGAACUUGAGGUGACAACACUGAGAGCCGAGCUGAGCAUGAAGAGCCACAGCACACUGACACAGGGUGAGGUGACUCAGCUGCAGGACGAGUUCAACUCUCUGACAGACCAAUGUCAGAAUCUGACUAGUGACAACAAACAGCUGAACAACAAGGUGGAGGAACUGCAACAACAACGAGACGCGUGUGAUGACGUGUACCUGGCAGUCAGAGUGGAGGGCAGUACAGAACAUGAAAAGGACAACCAGGUGAAGGCAGACUCUUACAUCACAGUGUUCCAGUCCAGACCUGAGCAGAAGGACUCAUCUGAUAUACAGGAGGAGAUCAGCAUCCUGAAGAUCAAACUGAGACAAGCUGAGGAGACAGCGCAGAAGGUCCAGAGAGAGUGUGAAGGUUUGAAAGGCGAGCUGGCCGAGCUUCAGCAGCUAUAUGACUGCAGCCAGCGGGAGCGAGCAGCACUCGAACAGGAGCUGCAGCGCUGCAAGGCUGAACUACAGAAACUGGUGGGCAGGAAGUCACAGCGCGACUGUGAAGGCUGGAACCUGGCAGUGGUGGCAGUCGCCGUGGCAGCCAUUGCUGUUCUGGUUGUCCCUAGUUUCACCAGGGCUUGAGGAGUACACAGGAAGCGACCUCACGGUGAACUGUAGGAUUGUGGGAUUGCCGUCAUCCAUCCAGUGCUGCCCUCAUACAUGUGACCAUCCUGAUGUCUGCUUGUUGCAUCUCCACAACACUUUGACCCAAACGCCACAGACGUCAGUGAGUGCUGGAGGGGAAAGCAAUAGGAAUUCACGACAUCGUCCAAUAUGACUCUUUACUCUUCCUGCAGGUCAGCUCUGUGCAGAUGGUCAAGCGGUUGAUUUAUUGAUUACUCACCAUCAGAGUUCAAGAGUUGAACAGAAUAUCUCAUUUUGUUGUAUCUUCCAGAAGUACCAGAAGUAGCUUGUCAUGAAGUUCGUGAAGAAAAUGGAUUAAGUUUCACUGUCGUGUUAGUGGGUGCUACGUAUAUUUAAAAAAAAAAGUCCCUACAUUCAGUGUUAAAAUGGAAAAUAUAAACUCAUGGGGUGAAAUGAUCUAAUUAACUUACUGAUAAAACAUGUUUACUUACUUUAAUAGUUUUGGUGUUUAUUCAUUAAAAUUAGAUUUGAUCAAACAGCAGUCCAAAACAAAAGGGUCAUUAAUUUAAAGACACCCCACUGAAAAAGUAGCAAACUAUUAAUUUAAAAAUGACUUGAGUUAUUAUAUUUUCCUUCAGCUUUAAAAUUCUUUGCCUUAUUUCUGUCCUGCUGAGUUUAAGGAGUACUUUGCACUUACUGAUACAGGAGAAAACAGUAGCAGAUAAAACUUGAUUGUUUAGUGUUUCAAAUACUUCCUUCCUUCUUCAUGUUGUACAUUAUCUGAUUAUGUAUUUGUCAGAAACUCAACGUUGAUUAACUUUAAUCAGCGUUAAGUUUCAGCAGGUCUGGUUUGUAGCAUGAAACACCGGGAAUAGCUUUAUUUUACCUUCCUCACUCCUUAUAAUCAGUUUACAUGUCUGGAUUUCUGUUUUUUAAAUGUGUAGUAUGACUAUAUAAAAGUAAAAUAGCACUUUAAAAAAAAGAUAUUUGCUAAAGCUCAUUUCUAAAGAGAGAUAAUUUCUGUGGACUGAUUACACUGUGUUUAGAUUCAGAUUGUGCCAGAGUUGUUAUCAUUUUGCACAGUUAGGUGUAGCAGAUGGUUUUUAUUGAUUUAUUUAUUGAUUUAUUUUUGAACACACUUGGAAUAAGGCUGGGGGAUUUUUUGUUGUUGAUUUUUAGCAUGUUGUAGAAAAUUUGAUUAAAAUCAAAACACAGAGCAAAUGCUGGUGUUACUUAACAUGCAACUUUCAGAUUUGCGUAUGCAGAUGACACUUUACUUUUAAGAAGAGCAGAGUUUGAUCAAAAUGUAAUGAACUGAAAACUAAUAAUGAUUAAACAGCAAAUUACGUUCUUACUAAAAAAGUCCAAAUUUUAUGUAUGCAGAUGAUACAUUAUUUUACUUCUAACAGUUGAGCACAAAGCAGCAAAAUGAGUUUCAUGAAAAUUUGAUCAAUUGAAAACUGAUAGCAGUUAAGCUCAUAUGCAGCUCUAAUCAAAUAAGUGGACGACAGCGCAUUUUCUUCAACUUCUUAUCACUUUUAAAAGUUAAAAUUAAACUUAUUGUCACGUUCUUAAAGAACAGCUAUUAAGAAAAGGUUGGGUGGGGGGAGCGAUAUCUAUUUACAAAUAAUAAUGGAAGAGGACCAGAAAUUAUGCCAUGUAGUGGAAAACCUUUCACUAAACUCAAAGUGACAAUGAUAAGGACACAAAGUUUUAUUUAGAUUCCAACAGUGAAUAUUUCAGGGUAUGUGGAACACCACGAGGUUUAUUUGUUUUUUUUAUUUUUUUCUUCUGUAGAAAAUAAAAACUGGGAUGGAUCUUGUCUGAAAGGGGCGUCAAAAAUUCACCAUUUAAUGUAAAACCCCAAAGAGAAGUCUAUAUCUGCAUUUUGGUUGAUCAGACCUCUCAGAUGCCUCAGAUCAUCCUUCUUUGUUACACGCAAGACUAAACACAUUUUUUUCUGUAAGCUUUUGAAUCUUUUUACUGUGGGAGAUACCCAAAUACAUAUCUUUUUGUUUUUGCACAUAGACACAUUUCAAACUUUAUGGUUCCUAAGUUACGUUUACAUUUAAAUGGAGACCAAAUAAUCCUAGAAAAUAAGAAUAAGCUGUUCAGAUGACUGUGAUCCUUUUCAGGGUGGAAUCAGGUACUUCUGUCAAACUUGAUUCAGUAAGAUAACAACUAGCUCAGACAUUCCAGUUUAUUUACAACAUAUGGCACUGCAAAUGAAGAGUGAACUGUGACACGUGUACGUGACUGAAGAUAUUAACAGCACUAAUUUGAUAAAGCAGGCCUUUAACAAACUGUGGGAAUUUAAAAUUAAUAAAGGCUUAUUAAAAUUAUUUAUUUAGUGUUGGAGAAACACGAUUAAAUCCGAAGUUUGAUCAGGCUGUUAUACUGCAUUGUUUAAAACAACUAGACGCAUGUGCUGUUAGGCGCUCCUAUAAGCAUUUUGCAUGACAAACACGUGUAGCCUUUAAAGACACUUGCUACAGGAAAGACAUAUUUUACACAUUUAACUGAUGUUGUGAAGUUUUCUUAGUAAUAUGUGUAGGCCAGCUCUCAGCAGAAAAAUAAUAAUAAUAUAUAUGAAAAGUUAGUCAUCAAAGCAAAGACUUAAUUGCCACACAACUUUCACGUGGUAACUUUUUUAAAUGCACUUAUUUACUAAAAUAAAAGGUAUGAAAGCCCAUUACUGCCAGAAAAGUGAAACCAGUUAGGAACAAAAAAAUAUUAUCUCAUUAAUGUCACCAGUUAAGUCAACAUUAAUGAGAUAAUAAGACAGAUGUUGAGUUGCACAUUAUUCAAUCAUUUUGAUCAGUGAGUUUCAACUAAUUUUAUGUGAUAUUUUAGAAUAUAAAAUACUAAUCAUUAUAACCUAUAUUUGACCUGCUAGUGUUUUAGGUAUUUCCUGGGCUUGAAUCUGGUUUUGUUGUGUAUCAGGGCUCUCGCUGUCUUUAGUGUUGUCUUUGUUGGUCUUGUGUUAAAAAUGUGUGUUAAAUGUAAUUUAUUCGAGACUUCCACAACCUCACCUGGCACUGAAUCAAUUCCUCCAGAAUGUUUUUAAAUCUGUGUUUUACUGUGAAUACAAACUCGAUCCUAUUUUUUUAUCAUUAUGUCAGUAAAAUUACAAAAAUCUUCCUAAAAGCUGCAUGCCGGUGUUCCUCUGUACCGUCUUGGUAUCUUUGUUUUUGAUCAGUGCUAUGUUCUGAUUUUUCUUCCACUCGAUUUCUUCUUUGUUCUGUUUUAAAGUGCAUAAUUUUCCUACAGCUUCUGUGAUAAUAGGUAUGUGAUAGUUCGUCAGAUGUUUGCAAAUUUAGCAUUAGGAAAAGUCUGGGGGUGGACUGAUUAUUGGUUUCCUGAUACAUUAAUAUACAGCAGCACAACUCAGACUGUUUGUCCAUUACGCAGAAAUCACAUCUGAAUUUAUAGAACAAUUUAAAAAACUUUCUUACAUCUAUUGUGUGAAUAUGGAUUUACUUUGGAAAUUUCUCAAACAUCUGAGCUUCCUGUUAGGCCACCAAAUCUCCUCUGAUGGUUCUCGUAUGUCUGUGUUGGAGUUAUCUUGACAAAAGUCACAAUAAUAUCAUCAAAAUACAAAAUGUGUCAGUUUAUCUGCUGGGUUUCUGCCACAGUAACUUGCACUUGAUGUCAAUUUCUGGAGGUCUGUGAUAUUUUUUAUGUACUUCUGAAAACAGAACAAGUACUUAUCUGAGCCUUUUGUUCUCUUUUCACAAAAUGAAAAUGUAAAAGUCAAAAGGCGUAUUUUGUUUUAUCAGUGAUAUCCUGAAUCCGUCCAUCCUUAGCACAGUCCUGACAAACGUUAGCUCUCAGUAGGUAUCUCCAUCCUGCAUGUUAGGUUUAGAGGAAUAGUGACUUUGCAUGAAAUUAGAAGAGUAGAUGUAGCCGCUGUAGCAGCUUCAGCCAAGCUGUAGCAUGAGCGCUAAAAUCCAAUUCUUCCAUUAGCCGAUGCAGACUGUGUUAUUAGCCAAUUGUUUUUAUGGUGGAUUUUAGUUUCAUCUGGGUUUAACCAAGCUGAGCAUGAACACUGGAACCAUGGGAGCACCUGAACAUCUACAUGAUGAUUUGAUGAUAAACAUGAUGAAGUUUAUGUGGCACACAGCUAAAGACAUCGCCGUCACUGAACUAGUUUAACUUAUAGAACUACAAACACUUAAACCCAACAUGUUUUCCUGCUGGUUUCUAACUGGUGUUGUGUCACGCAGCUGUGUUUAAUAGAAAUAGCAGUUUAAUAUUUUAAUAACCUAUCAGUAGCAGCUAGUUCAUUGAUAUUUAGCCUAAUUUAGUACAAGUCAGUGUAGCUGCUGAAAUACUAGCAUGUUUUACUAUUUUAGUUGUUAUUAACCACUGCCAGCAUUACGCUAGUUUCUUCUAGUACUGACAGGUAUUAUUGUAGUUUUUUGUAACUGGUGUUUAUAAAACUAGCUUAGCCUAGCUUAACAUAUGUUAGCCAGCAUAACUAAAGAUAGCAUGCUAAAUGUUUUUCCAUAUUUUGGUAGUUAUUUGGUAGUUAACAAUAGAUGUAUUCAACAUCAUGCUAGUUGGUAUAAAAAUGAAUGUUAUGGUUUGUUGUUUUGUUUUGUUGGGGGGGGGGGUAACAAGUGUGUAGAUGUUUAAACGUGAUUAGCCAAGCUCAACGUUGAUUAGGAUGUUAAACACAUAGGGGGGAAACUGCCAAUGAGAUAAAAAAAAUAAAAAAUACAGGAGAAACUGAUAGCUAUCAGUUUCCCCCUGAGUUCCAGCCGUUUUGCAAAGCUAGGUUCAUCCUGGAUAUGUACUUAGACAACGGUGAAACUGAACCAUCAGAAAAGAUUUUAAAAUGUCUGACUGUUUAAACUCCUCCGAUUUCACUGCUGAUUGUGCGUCAGGUGUUACUGUCAAAUAUCAGGUGUGCUGUAUGAACUCUGCUUUUACUUUGGUGUCCUGAAUCAGAGCCGCAAAAAAGCGGCACGUCACUGUCAUCUGGCUGCUGUUUCUCUUCUUUGUUUUUGAUCUCUGUUCUUGAUGUUUUUGCACCAUGCUAACAUCUGUCUGGGACUGUGUUUUAUGUUUGGUUUUGUAAAUGAUCUAAUACAAAUAAACA